GUUCAUCGCGAUAGUAUUCGCUCUUUUCACUUUUUCUUCCGUUCGUUUCGAUUGAUACGAGAAGUCUAAGAGGUGGCUGGCUGGCACAGCGGUCGUCGUGGCACGCGGUUCGUCGCUGUACGACCAAGUUUGUUUACGUUUUUUCGGUGACUCGAAAGAAGUUUGUGUGCGUCGUAGUGAACGCGGGAAAAGGGGCAGACGGUUGAGGUUACGGGACUGUCAACGAUCGAGUGAGUGAGGAAAGCACACUGGCGUGCAUCGGGAGUUUGUCCUGUGUCGCCUGCGUCUCGAUUGGAAGUUUCGAAUCUUCGCGAAAAGGGGAAUCGAAGUAGUGCGUAAAUUAAGAAGGAGAAAUCUGCGUUGCAGAAAAAGAAGGAGGCGAAUAGUGGGGACGUUUCAGAGGUGGUUUUGGAUGUUAGAAAGCGCGGGGGUGGCUAGAGAGGCCCCGCCGCAGGGUACGGGUCCCGAUGCCGGUCCCCGUAUCGCAAACCCUUACGCUGACCUCCACCCUCGUGCCCAAGGAGGAGUCAAACAUGCCCUUCAUAGACGACGAGCUACUCUGGUGCCCUGACAAUGACGGCAAAAUGGUCGAUUUGACGCAAUGUCUCCAGGAGAGCAGCACAGGGCAAUCGGUCGAAUUUUCCCCGAUGGAAUUGAGUGCCCUCGUGGGGACGCCCGCUGCUCCAAAUAUGCCGGCGGAAGAGGGCGAAGGAAUGGCUGGCGUCACAGGGGAGGAACCCUUUGACACGCUAGACACAUUCCUUCGAGAGCUGCAAGCUGAUUUGGCCGAAGCCAGUCAACCCACGUCUACCACGACUUCCGUAACCCCCUCCUGUAGACGGCAGAGGUACAAUAUCGCAGCCGCCAACCCUUUGUUAGCAGAAAAAUUAGCAGCUCCUUCGUCGCAAGCGUCUCCAACCUCCAUCCCCUACGCAACGAGGGCGGAAAUCAAGACGGAAAGUAUUCAGCCUGAGACGAGUAAAGUUGAUACCAGGGAGGUGCAGCAGCCGCACGAUGCGAACGAGAAGGAGCAACUUGGCCUGGCGAGCGUUAAAGCGGAGCCAGGAUCGACCGGUACGACGACGACCACCACGGGGACUCGGCUCUUGCACGGUAUUCUCUCGCAGCAUCCCCAGCAGCACGGUUUAGGGGUGCAAAACGGAUACGGCCGCCACUUGGCUGGCCAUACUCAGAUGGGCCAACCGCCCUAUACCACUGCCACAAUCGCCACCACCAGUACACCAGGAAGCGGAUCACUGCCAGCGAGCCCCGCGGACAGCGGAGUCAGCGACGUCGAGUCCAGCACGUCCUCGGGCGGUAACGAGGACGCGAAUCUCUUACUAAAAGCCAGGCUCAACCCUAACUCGUCCCUCCAGCCGAGCCUGGCGUCCCAUCACUCUCAUCUGUCGUCAGCAGCUCUCGGCAGGUCAGCCUGUCACAGUCCUGGCGUUUAUCCGUCGACGGCGGGCUUCCUACCGCCCUCCUAUCAUCCUCAUCAGCAUCAUCCCUCCCAGUACCAUCCGCACAGAGGGAGCUCGCCCCACCAUCAACACGGGAACCACGCGAUGGGCCCGACAAUGGGACCGCCCCACCAUCAUCACCACCAUCAAACGCAGAGUCUACAGCACUUGCAUUAUCGUCAGCCACCUACACUGUCCGAGAGCUAUAGCAGUUACGUAAAUUCAAUGUAUGCCAGUGGAAGCCAAUUUGCUACUCCGUGCACUCCUAGCCCACCACGAGGACCAGGUGGAGUACCGACGAGCGUGAUUCAAGCAGCCACUAGCUCGGUUUCCGACGAUCUGUACCUUCUGGAGCUAGGUUUCCCUCCACGAUCGAAAAAGAAUAAGCUGAAGAAGCCACGUCAAGGAGACGGUGCCGCGGUGAAGAGGAAAUCGCGCGAAGGCUCGACUACCUAUCUCUGGGAGUUUCUGUUGAAGCUGCUGCAGGAUCGAGAAUACUGCCCCCGUUACAUUAAAUGGACAAAUCGCGAACGAGGCGUGUUCAAGCUGGUGGACAGCAAGGCGGUGUCCCGUCUGUGGGGUUUGCACAAGAACAAGCCAGACAUGAACUACGAGACGAUGGGCCGAGCACUGCGUUAUUAUUACCAGCGUGGUAUCCUGGCGAAAGUCGAUGGACAGAGACUGGUUUACCAGUUCGUGGACGUGCCGAAAGAUAUCAUAGAGAUCGACUGUACCGGCGCGUGAGAUAGGGCUCGAGCCUCGAGGGA
Messenger RNA from Habropoda laboriosa, 2227 nucleotides. RefSeq names its product ecdysone-induced protein 74EF (gene Eip74EF). The transcript has 8 exons. Gene Ontology annotation, biological process: regulation of transcription by RNA polymerase II; cell differentiation. Lineage: Eukaryota; Metazoa; Arthropoda; Insecta; Hymenoptera; Apidae. Gene Ontology annotation, molecular function: sequence-specific DNA binding; DNA-binding transcription factor activity, RNA polymerase II-specific. The coding region runs from base 468 to 2204 and encodes 578 amino acids. Gene Ontology annotation, cellular component: nucleus. The record is from RefSeq and is a predicted model, not a curated record.